Molecule: messenger RNA, 991 nt
Organism: Trichoderma asperellum CBS 433.97
Lineage: Eukaryota; Fungi; Ascomycota; Sordariomycetes; Hypocreales; Hypocreaceae
Source: RefSeq, a predicted model, not a curated record
UCGUAAAACCCGUCUGAUCCAGCAAAUCGCGGCAUCUCCCCGGCCACCAGACACAGGCAUCGCCCGACCAACAACCUGCUAGCCAUGAGCUGGACCAUCUGCUAGUCGCCGCAUCUCCAGGCUUUUACUUGUUUGAUUUUCUUGCCGCCACGGGCUUCUUCCCUUCUCUUUUCGCUUUUCCUUUCUCCUAUCCCAUUCCAACGACAUUCCCGCGCCGUCAUCCGAGAUAACCGAAGCAACAUCCAAGCAACAACCCCAAAUUUCUUUAUCACAAUGUCGUACCUCCUCUACUCCGUCUGCUUCGCCCUGUUCGUCGCCGCCACAGCGCUCUUCUUCACGCGAUCCUGGUGGCUGCGUCACCUCCACGAAAUCCACCUCCCGGGGUCUGACUAUCUCUACUCCCGUCUGCCCUCAUCCUUUGCCGGCGACAUCGAAGCCGGCCUGUCGAGCAGCACAUUCGACCUCCACGGAAACAUCGAGGAUGGAGACGAGCGCGCCGGCCUGGACGAGGAGAGCAAGAUCGCCAUCCUCAAGAUCAUGAAGCGACGGCGCAUGAAGUUUGACCAGGCGCGCAAGGUCUACAUGGAGGAGCGCUUCAAGGCCAACGGCAUUGGGGCUGAUGGCCGGCCGAGGGAUCCCAAAUUUGUCAGCUUCUCAUGAAACAGCAAGACGCAUGAGUGACUACUUUUGGUGCCAGCGUUGACCUUGUCUUGAUGUGCUAUCUGGGCCGCUUACAACGACUUUACAACUUAUACAACCCGCUGAUUCUGGAAUAUCUCUCGCGCGGAUACAUCUCCUUAAACUUUUCUUGGUGCCUGGUCUUUUCCUUUCUCCAUCUUGUCGUUUUUCCACCUCUUCUUUAUUAUCCUGCGCUUGGUCGCAUAUAAGUCCACUCGUUAUCCACUCUCUUAUACUAUCCUUUUCUUUUUCUUAUUACUGCUUUGUCGACAGGCAGAAAAGCAAAACAUUGAAAAAAAAAAAAAAAAAAAAA